AUGUCCCAUUUUCUGAAGACAAGAACUGAGCCUGUAUUAUACUAUAAGCCAUGGCAGCUUCGGUCCGGAGAUGAAGCGAUCAUACGUGAACAGGUUGAAGAAGCGGAAGCCACAGUUGCCCGGGAGGUCGCAGAAUUCGAGGCGCGUUAUCCAGCUCACGAAGAGGACACUUCGAAGAAACAAGACGAGGUUACUCAAGAAGACCGUGACCAAGCCCCUGAACCCGAAGCAGAAUUCAAAGAGAACAAGGAUACAACCCAUGAGACUGGCGCGGUGGGUGCUGAGACUAACCAUAACAGAGACUCUGAAGCUGCUCCAUCUGAUGCUACGGCUAUUAAUAAUAACAAUAUACCUAUCAAUAAUGACCACGCAGACGUCCAUCGAGGCGCUGAAGAUGACGGUGGCGAGGUUGUCGAGGAUAAGGAGGAUACAGUGAUUUACUGA
This is a messenger RNA of Aspergillus oryzae RIB40, 444 nucleotides long. RefSeq lists its product as uncharacterized. Lineage: Eukaryota; Fungi; Ascomycota; Eurotiomycetes; Eurotiales; Aspergillaceae. The record is from RefSeq and is a predicted model, not a curated record. The coding region runs from base 1 to 444 and encodes 147 amino acids. The transcript is spliced from 2 exons.